AUGGCAAAAUUUAUAGGAGCCCAGUUGGCAAUUUGCGCUAUUAUUCUGCAGUUUAUUGGAUUCAUCGACGCGUUUGAAAGUGUGCUCAGAAAUUUUGGAAACCGAUUGAUUUCCAAUGCCCUAGUUGCAUUCCACAUAAACAUGGAUGACAUUGGAAUGGCAACUCUGGCAUGCCCACGCCAAGUCAACGGAACUGAGUACGUAUGGCAUCCCCAACCAACCGCUGAUCAUGACAAUACUCUCACAACCUACGUGAUUGAAGACGGCAAGUUUCGUUCCGUCCCUUUUUCGAAGGUAGUGGUCACCGAAGCACCACGCCCAUAUGUUCGGAAAGUGCCAAAGGAGUCGCAAACAGAGUUGCAUAUUGAUCUAAUGGAUGACCAUAUAUAUGCCAUUACCGAGAACCGUUUUGCGCUUAUUUGUGGUCCUAGAAAUUUGGUAUUGAGUGAGGCGCUGCAAGCCCAACUUGCUCGCCGGCGGCAUAUUUAUGAACGAGAAGUGUAUAUAUGGGAUCAAACUGUGCCAUUGGUUGACGAAAUAGCCAAGACAGGGAAGAGCUUGGGUGUGGUAUUCUUGCACAGAGGCCGCAAGCACAAACUUAUGCAGGGCUGUGGAAGCCGUCCCUCACCACUUUUUGCUUCGGAUAAUGUUACCGUGGACUCCGAAACGGGCACACGGUCGUGUAUGGUAGAUCCGAUGUCAGAAUUGCCCAUAGGCUUCAUUUGUCAAGGGCGUAUUGAACCUGAUGAUUGCAUGAAGUAUCUCUUGGGCAAGACGGACGGAGUUGUGACUGCUCCUACACCACAUUUAUAUAGGAAUUUAAAUAAUCGUGGAAAAUGGGUUAUAGCGCAAUAUUAUAAUGGCUUAGCAUUACGAGCAUUCAAUGGCGAAUGUAGGUGCAUAGAUCCGAAAACGGGUAGGGUGAAAGCAAGGAUAGAGGUCCGUUGGAAAACUGAAUACAUUUGCGACAUAACCAGCAUGAUUGCCCGUAACAGGUUCAAUCCUAUUAGUGGCCCCUGGUGUUCAGUGAUGUUACAUCCGGGUGCUACGUUGACCAUAAAGUUGCCAAAACAGACAGUCAAGUCGGCUGCUGCUGACUUGGAAUUCGAAGAAGACGGCGAUAUUGACGAGGAUGCUUUGAGAGUCCCAUACUCGCAACUGCCGUCUACCCACGCAUACGAAACUGCAUUCAAGCCGGACACGGCGUUGACGCUACGCCAAAUACAAACGAUUUCUGCCAUCGAUCAUUACGACGAAAUCUUGAUCCACGAAGCAUUUACUGGCAACGUGCUCGAUGUAGACGUUUCACAAAUGGAGAGAGGAGAGGUCAAGCUGAAGUACCGUAUAGACAGACCUCUGGCUUUACGAAGAGGAUGCAACUCGUUCUUAUAUCAUUGGACAUUCAUAUCUAGAAACCAAUAUGUUCUUGAAAAGAUACGCGCUGUAGUGAACGUCUCAUUUGCGCCUACUUAUCGCCACGAUAUUAUUGGUUGCGACCGAUGGAGGCCAGGUAUGUUUAAUCCGGCAAAUGAUAUUGGAUCUCUUGCAAUUAGAGACAUGGGGAAUGGUAUAGGGUUAACAUCUGAAUGGCUGGUAAGUGUCAUGAGUGGCAAGAAACAAGCCGGCAUCCGAUGCGGAGACAAUGAGGAGCUGCUUCCAAACAAUUGCGAGUCCACAGGAUACGAUCUUUCCUCCAAUCAGAUUGCUCCAUUUCCUACAUCUGUUCGCAAUGCCACACUUUAUCCCAUUCGAGGAUUUCAGGUAUUCGAGAUGAGCUUCCAAAAUGUCCCCGUCAGUCACUCUUGCAGUUGUGUCAAUGAACAUGGAUACGAGACAUCUAGACUUAUUUUAAGAUCCAACCGUCGUGAAGGGUAUAUGUACACAGUACGUCGUGAGGAGGCAUACCGAAGGUUGAUGCCUUAUUCAUUAUUGCCCUGGACUGAGGUGGCAUUAUUUUACGGCGUUUCCAAUCCUAUGCGAUCAAUUGUGCUACACAACAUGCCCCAUAGACCUAUAAAACUGCAUUCGGGCACAGAAUUUUUCAUGCGGUGUGUUAUGAGUCAUGCGCUGUACAACGGUGAGAAUAACGCCGCCGCAAUACCUACCUGGUUACCAGAUGAUCCUGGAUACAACCAUUACAAAGUAGAUACCACCGCAGAUGGACAUAGGCUGAUUCGAAAGCCACACGAAGAGCGAAUCGCUGGGACAAGAGGUGGAUUUACAAUCAUUCUGUCAGAAUAUACAGAAGAAUAUUGUGGUUUGAUGAUCAAAUCCAAUAGCGGCGCAAUUUUGGUAUCCAGGGAUCCAGAUCACUCGGAAUACGUGCCCAUGACAUUCGUUUGCGGUAAGGAGCUAUCAGAAACAGAUUUUGGUCCAAUCAACGACGGUGCGUAUGCAGAUACUAUUCCCCAGGUUAUAGCGCCGUUAGAGGAAUACACGUGGAACGUAGUUCAAAUUGAUGUAGAGAUGACAGACCCAUACAUGCAAGGGUGCGGAAUUACUGACUCAAGGGAUAUGUUAUUCAAGCCCGAGACAUUCAAAAUCAACGAUGCAGAAGGAAAAGAAAUCGGUUGCAAAAUUGAUAUUCAGGCUGCCAAUGAAGCAGCGUUCUACUGCCCAGCGCCUUACAUCCUCGACCCACCGGAUUGCUUCAACCAAGUUUACGUGGACGGAAAAGUGAUGAACAUAGGAGACAUCAGCCAGUCUUUGGUAGCGUCACAUUCCAACCACUUUGUCACACUGAAGUUCAACAGCGAACUCAUUGGACCCGGGGAGACGCUUCGCAAGACACCGCCGUUGGAGUGCCGGUGCGUCACUACCAAGGGUGUCGUCCUAUCCACCAUCCAGAUUGAGAACUACUACGCCGAGGAAUGA
Molecule: messenger RNA, 2874 nt
Organism: Babesia bigemina
Lineage: Eukaryota; Apicomplexa; Aconoidasida; Piroplasmida; Babesiidae
Exons: 1
Coding region: 1-2874 (957 amino acids)
Source: RefSeq, a predicted model, not a curated record